CAGCGCAUGCGCGGUGCAGCGGAAGUGUGGGAGGCGGGCAGCGCGCGAUGUCGGGGCCGGGGCUGGUGGCGGGUGAAGUCGCGGUUGACGCGCUCCCGUAUUUCGACCAAGGCUAUGAGGCGCCCGGCGUGCGGGAGGCGGCCGCGGCGCUGGUGGAGGAGGAGACGCGGCGUUAUCGGCCCACCAAGAACUACUUGAGUUACCUGCCUGCGCCAGACUACAGCGCGUUUGAGACUGAAAUAAUGCGAAAUGAGUUAGAACGCCUAGCAGCUCGACAGCCUUUGGAACUUCUGAGCAUGAAAAGGUAUGAAUUGCCUGCUCCCUCUUCUGGGCAGAAGAAUGAUAUUACAGCAUGGCAGGAAUGUGUUAAUAACUCAAUGGCUCAACUGGAACAUCAGGCAGUUCGAAUUGAGAACUUGGAGUUGAUGUCCCAAUAUGGCUGCAGUGCCUGGAAAGUGUAUAAUGAGCAUCUAGUCCAUAUGAUUGAACAGGCACAAAAGGAGCUGCAGAGUUUGAGAAAACACAUUCAGGACCUCAACUGGCAGCGGAAGAAUAUGCAACUCACCGCUGGUGCUAAACUUAGGGAGAUGGAAUCUACUUGGGUGUCUCUGGUCAGUAAAAAUUAUGAGAUUGAACGAACCAUUGUGCAGCUGGAAAAUGAAAUCUCUCAGAUCAAGCAACAACAUGGAGAAGCAAACAAAGAAAAUAUUCAACAGGACUUCUGAGACCUUUCUUGAUCUUCUGUUGCUAGCACAAAAAACCUGCUUGAACUGAACACAUGGUUUAGCUACUCAUUUUUGUGUUUCUAGUGAUAGGUAAAUCCUCUGUGUUAUCUGUUCUUGGACUUUACAAAACUGACUACAAACAGCAUAAUUGUUCCCUGGAAGAGUUAAAACUGGACUCAUUUCCUCCAAUUUCUGGCAUGAACAAGUUGUUUUUUUUAAAUCCUUAUUAGAUUUUUUAAAAAAUCUGAAGAUAAAUAUUUUGCAACUUCACCUUUUGGUAAGAACAGCAAAAAAACCCCCACUGAUACUAAUUAAAGCAAUUGUGACAUUGUGUCUACUGCCAGCUUAGUUGAUGGAAAGGAAUACAAGCUUUGAAAUGUUAGAAAGCUCACAUCAAAUCAUAUUUAAAAAGAGACGAUACAGUAACAGAUUUUAAUUAAGAUGGUAAACUUCAUUGUAAUCUAUGUUUUUCACAAAUACACGAAUCAUUUGAGCAUA
Sphaerodactylus townsendi is the source of this 1223-nucleotide messenger RNA. It is a transcript of the gene BCAS2, whose product is annotated as BCAS2 pre-mRNA processing factor. The record is from RefSeq and is a predicted model, not a curated record. The coding region runs from base 48 to 725 and encodes 225 amino acids. Lineage: Eukaryota; Metazoa; Chordata; Lepidosauria; Squamata; Sphaerodactylidae. Gene Ontology annotation, biological process: mRNA processing. Gene Ontology annotation, cellular component: catalytic step 2 spliceosome; precatalytic spliceosome; Prp19 complex. The transcript is spliced from 7 exons.